CCCGGCGUCGGCCCCGCACGCCCUCCCCCGGGGGCCAUGGGGGAGCCCCCGGGCUACCGACCCUCGGCCUGGGUGCAUCUACUCCACCAGCUGCCCCGCGCCGACUUCCAGCUCCGCCCGGUGCCCAGCGAUUUCGCGCCCCAAGAGCAGGAAUACCAGCAGGCCCUGUUGCUGGUGGCGGCCUUGGCUGGCCUGGGUCUGGGCCUCAGCCUCAUUCUCAUUGCUGCCUACCUCAUUCGCGUCUGCUGCUGCCGGCCCCUGGAGCCCCCCGGUACCAAGAGCCCCCCACCCGGGGGAGGCUGCGUCACCUGGAGCUGCAUAGCUGCCCUUCUCGUCAGCUGCGCCGGCAUCGGCAUCGGUUUCUAUGGCAACAGCGAGACCAGUGAUGGGGUGGCCCAGCUCAGCUCGGCCUUGUUGCACGCAAACCACACUCUCAACGCCAUUGACCACCUGGUGUUGGAGACGGUGGAGAGGCUGGGCGAGGCGGUGAGGACAGAGCUGACCACUCUGGAGGAGGUGCUCACGCAGCGCACGGAGCUGGUGGCUGCCACCCGGGGGGCUCGGCGGCAGGCGGAGGCCGUGGCUCAGCAGCUCCGGGGGCUGGCCUUCUGGCAGGGAGUGCCCCUGAGCCCCCUGCAGGUGGCCGAAGAUGUGUCCUAUGUGGAGGAAUACAGGUGGUUGGCCUAUGUCCUCCUGCUGCUCUUGGAGCUCCUGGUCUGCCUCUUCACCCUCCUGGGCCUGGCAAAGCAGAGCAAGUGGCUGGUGAUCGUGAUGACGGUGAUGAGCCUUGUGGUCCUUGUCCUGAGCUGGGGCUCCCUGGGUCUGGAGGCAGCUACUGCUGUGGGCCUCAGUGACUUCUGCACUAAUCCUGACAACUUCAUCCUGAACCUGACCCAGGAGGAGACUGGGCUUGACUCAGACAUCCUGAACUAUUAUUUCCUCUGCAACCAGGCCGUCUCCAACCCCUUCCAACAGAGGCUGACCCUGUCCCAGCGAGCGCUGGCCAGCAUCCACUCCCAGCUGCAGGGCCUGGAGCGAGAAGCGGUGCCCCAGUUCCCUUCGGCGCAGAAGCCGCUGCUGUCCUUGGAGGAGACGUUGAAUGUGACUGAAGGAAACUUCCACCAGUUGGUGGCGCUACUGCACUGUCGAGGCUUGCACAAGGAUUACGGCUCCGCCCUGAGGGGCCUGUGUGAAGACACCCUCGAAGGCUUGCUCUUCCUGCUGCUCUUCUCCCUGCUGUCUGCGGGGGCCCUGGCCACCGCCCUCUGCAGCCUGCCUCGAGCCUGGGCCCUGUUCCCACCCAGUGACGACUAUGAUGACACAGACGAUGACGACCCUUUCAACCCUCAGGAAUCCAAGCGCUUCGUGCAGUGGCAGUCUUCUAUCUGAGCCUCUUCUCCACGCCAGACUGGAGCCUGUCCCCCCUCCUCGUUCCCUCCCUGGCUGCCGGAGAAGACCCCACUAACCCAGCCUGACUGGGCCCCCAUCACUAACAACACCCUUGGCCACGGACACCCCAAUCAGGACUGCCUCCCUGCCCGCCCUCUCGACAUGCCCUGGGAGAAGGCCAGAGAGGGGGCCCCUCCUCCUGGGCCCCCAGGGCCAUCCUCGAAGGAACAUCAGUACCCCCGCCCCCGCCACGCACCGGUGGGCUUAGGCCCCCUGAUCCCAACUUGCAGCACUAACUUGGGAAUGGGUUGAUUUGAAAUAAAA
This is a messenger RNA of Molossus molossus (Pallas's mastiff bat), 1713 nucleotides long. RefSeq names its product tweety family member 1 (gene TTYH1). Gene Ontology annotation, molecular function: volume-sensitive chloride channel activity; intracellularly calcium-gated chloride channel activity. Gene Ontology annotation, cellular component: plasma membrane; smooth endoplasmic reticulum membrane. Bases 37 to 1389 code for a protein of 450 amino acids. NCBI's taxonomy places the organism in Eukaryota, Metazoa, Chordata, Mammalia, Chiroptera, Molossidae. The transcript has 14 exons. The record is from RefSeq and is a predicted model, not a curated record.